Messenger RNA from Agelaius phoeniceus (red-winged blackbird), 1901 nucleotides. RefSeq names its product Golgi phosphoprotein 3-like. Lineage: Eukaryota; Metazoa; Chordata; Aves; Passeriformes; Icteridae. Gene Ontology annotation, molecular function: phosphatidylinositol-4-phosphate binding. Gene Ontology annotation, cellular component: trans-Golgi network; cytosol; Golgi cisterna. The record is from RefSeq and is a predicted model, not a curated record. Gene Ontology annotation, biological process: Golgi organization; Golgi vesicle budding; retrograde vesicle-mediated transport, Golgi to endoplasmic reticulum.
AUGACUUCCUUGACCCAGCGUAGCUCCGGGCUGGUGCAGCGCCGGACAGAGGCCUCCCGCUACGCCUCCGCCGCCAAGGAGCGGGAGGCAGGAGGCGGAUCUGAGGAUGAAGGCCGCCGGGACGAGCCCGGAGACGAUGAGAAGGGCGACUCCAAGGAAACACGCCUCACCCUCAUGGAAGAGGUGCUGCUCCUGGGCCUCAAGGACCGUGAGGGUUACACAUCCUUUUGGAAUGAUUGCAUCUCUUCGGGAUUGCGUGGCUGUAUGUUAAUUGAAUUGGCAUUGCGAGGGCGUCUUCAGUUAGAGGCUUGCGGAAUGAGGCGUAAAAGUCUAUUGACAAGAAAGGUAAUUUGCAAGUCAGAUGCUCCUACAGGGGAUGUUCUGCUUGAUGAAGCUCUGAAACACAUUAAAGAGACCCAACCUCCUGAAACAGUACAAAAUUGGAUUGAACUGCUUAGUGGUGAAACAUGGAACCCAUUGAAGUUGCAUUAUCAAUUGCGAAAUGUCCGUGAACGGUUAGCGAAAAAUCUAGUAGAAAAAGGUGUACUGACCACAGAAAAACAAAACUUCCUUCUUUUUGACAUGACUACACACCCUCUCACCAACAACAAUAUCAAGCAGCGCCUCAUUAAGAAGGUUCAAGAAGCAGUUCUUGACAAAUGGGUGAACGACCCUCACCGCAUGGAGAAGCGCUUGCUAGCACUUGUUUAUUUAGCCCAUGCCUCAGAUGUUCUGGAGAACGCUUUUGCCCCCCUUCUAGAUGAGCAGUAUGAUUUAGCCACAAAGAGAGUGCGGCAGCUUCUAGAUUUAGACCCUGAGGUUGAAUGUAUGAAAGCCAACAUGAAUGAGGUUCUAUGGGCUGUUGUAGCAGCUUUCACAAAAUAACUGCAUUCAGACCAAAGUGUUCUCUCUUCUUUCAUGUAAACCCAUUGUUUCUCUUUAAUAUUAUUGACUGUUCAUGUUUUCUGUAAUUUGUCCCUUCUCACAUGAUGAAUCAACUCUUGUUUAAAAGGAAUCAUGUGGUGAAUUCCCUCCUUCUCUAGUUGUAUACAGGAUUCUGCUGGUACAAGAGACCUCCCCAUUUAAAAACAACAGAAAAAAAAAUGUACUGCCAUAUUGGCAUUCUAAUUCCUAUUCAGUUUUGAGGUAUCUGAAAUACUUCGUUUAGUGUAUUUUUCAUCUUACUGUUAUUGAAGUGGUUUAACAUGGAAAAUACCUCAAGAAGGAAAUGUGCAGGCAGUUGCAUCACUAGUCUCAGCUGACACAGAUGUGUGCAUGCAUCAGUGCUUCUGCAGUACAACUCCUAACAGAUUGAAGAAGGGCCUUUUAAAAUCACCAAAGCUUCAUGGUGAAGUAUCUGUCAGAACAUUUUAUAUACAGAUGUUGUUUCAAUUAUAUCUAACAAAAUUAACAGCAAGAAUGCCAUUAAGCAGCUUUUUCAAUAGUUCCUGUAAAAUGACCCAUAAAUUUUACUUUUCAAUAAAGUCUCUUGCAUACUUAUGUUUACAUUAAAAUGAUAUCUGAGUCAUAAGGCUAGUGUUGAAAGGUCCAGUUUUUUCAUAAACCCAUUUUGGGAUGGGAUGCAUUCCAUUAUAUUGUAUAUAUAGUUCAAAUUGUAAAUUAACAACUGCCCCAUCUUAGUAUUUUGCAAGUUUUACACCUGGUGCCCCUGAUUUGCCAUCAGCCAUUUGAUGGAAAAAAAGACCUCCUAUAAAGAGCAUGUAUGUGAAAGCUGUUUGGUUCCAGUGUCUACAUUUUGCCAUCCGGGUAUUCUAAGUCUCUGCACCGUCUUUGACAAUUACUGUAUAGAAUGAGACCACUUUCCAUCAUCAUAUCAUCAUUUGUAAUUUUUUUUCUUCUCUUCUUUUCCCCUUCUCUAUGGAAGAGGCUUGUGACCAGCA